Molecule: messenger RNA, 4159 nt
Organism: Haliotis rufescens (red abalone)
Lineage: Eukaryota; Metazoa; Mollusca; Gastropoda; Lepetellida; Haliotidae
Product: protein inscuteable homolog
Exons: 14
Coding region: 139-1695 (518 amino acids)
Biological process (GO): asymmetric cell division; establishment of mitotic spindle orientation; apical protein localization
Cellular component (GO): apical cortex
Molecular function (GO): protein binding; cytoskeletal adaptor activity
Source: RefSeq, a predicted model, not a curated record
GCUUACGGUAUCAAUGUAAACAUCCGGUUUGGGUUCAACUUUACGAAAGUGUCAAUAUUUUUAUUAUGUAGCCAUUUUCUGACAUGAUUCAGCAGAUACAGAGGGUUUCAGAUCAGCAGCAUUGUUAACAGUGUAAACAUGGAAAGGCAGAAAAAGAAACAGAUCUAUAUGUCUCAGCUAGACGAGCCUGUCCAGGACUGGCUGAUCGAGCUUCGUGAGAUGACCGAGACGGAAUGUAUGAGUGUUCUCCAGGGCAAGUCACUCGGCGCCAGUCAAGAUGCAGACCACUCCACUAAACUUGUACACAAUGUUAAAGAGGGAAUUGAUUCCAUCAAGAAUGAGUCAAACGCCAUCAGUCAAGACUUUGAUCGACUCUUCAAGAGUGUGGAAGCUGGUGAGUGGCGGCAUCUUGGUCGCCAUGGUAUUCAGGUCACCUGUCACAUCCGGUCCCUCAUCCAGGUGUGCAACCAGUGUGUGCCAGAACCGCCUGUCUACAUUCUGGAGCAACAGGACACAGUGAUGGGAGAGUGUGCCAAACUAGCACAGCAGGUAGACAGUUUUACACGGGGAGGGACAUUACCUGCCAAGGUACCUCUGACCAAUCAGCUCACAUUCUUGGGACAGACUUUCAGCCGACUGGUUGAUUCAAUAAUUGGUUACCUUGUGCAGCGCCUGGUGGACACUCUGGAUGAGGCAUCGGUGCUCUCGGCUGUCAACAGCGCCAUCAGCAAUGUCAUCAGUCUUGGGCUGGAGGGCGAGCACAUGUGCUAUGUUCUUGCCAGGGAAGGAGGUGUUCGAGCAUUGCUGGAUAUAUGUCGGACUGACUCGCUGGAGUUUGCCCACGCACAGGCUCUGCGUGCUCUGGCUACUGUCUGUUGUGUGCCUGAGAGUAUCAUGGAACUAGAGAAGGAGAGUGGUCUCGAGCUGCUGACCGAGGUCCUGUGUGAUAUGAAGACAUCUGAGGGUGUGCAGGGCGAGGCAGCGGGUGUGGUCGCGCAGAUUACUUCACCGAGUUUAGAACACAACCAACAUCUCAGUGGCUUUGUUGACAACAAUCUACAAGACUUGUUGAAGGCCCUGCUUGUUCUGUGUCAGAAGACAAGCUCCCAUGAGGUUUUCCUGCUGGCGACCGCCGCCGUGGCUAACGUGACAUUCAUUGACACUCUGGCAUGUGAGAUCCUCCAUCAGAAGCAGGCUCCGCGCCAUCUUAUCAGACACUGCUCCAUGUCCAAGGCUUCGUCCCUGUUUGCCAAGGAUCAGAUUGCCACAGUGUUAGCCAAUAUGGCUGCUGUCAUCACUUGUCAGUCAGGGAUUGCAGAGAAUUCAGGGAUAGAACUUCUGGUUCAGUUUCUUCAUGAACGACCAUCAUCGUACAGAAACACAGCGGAGGUGGCCGCAUGCGAGCGUGUCCAACAGAAAGCUGCCAUCGCCCUGACUCGACUGUGUAGAGAGGAGAGAUAUGCUCGCAGUAUUGUCAAGCUGAAUGGUGUCCCUCGACUAGUUCAGCUGUGUCGCUUUGUCAAGGAGAGAAACAACAGUGAUGCUGUUCUUGUGGCCUGCCUUGCCUCACUACGUAAGAUCUGCACAACUGUCGAAGAUCACCGCAUGUCAGCUCAGGACCAUCAGCAGCUCAUCCAGCCCAGGCUCAUGGACUCCUUCCUGAUGUGUUCCCAUAGCGACGAGAACUUUGUGUGAACUCGUCAUCACUGAGCUACUUCUCUGACUGAUCCUCUGUGUAUCAUCCUUCUGGAAUAAGAUCAGGAUCGGGUGGAUGUUGCAGGAGAAUCAGCGUGUAUGGUGUUUAUGCAAUGCCCAUUGUUCCUUGGAGCAGUUUGAUAGUCACUGUCAUGUGGACUGCUCAAGAACUGAAUGCUGACUUUGUGUAGAUGGUUCUGUUUAUUUAUCCUGUGCGCCCCUCGUUGCUGCAGCAUUGCACUGAAUACUGAUGCUAUGGUUCAUUCAUUUGUCAUGCCAUGUUUUCCUGAUACUGCCAACAUUGUGUAUAUUUCAAAGACAGAAAUAGAGGUGACUGUGUGAUCUCAGAAUAUACAGAAUUUGUCAAGACCAUCCAUGUAGUGUAUUAUCAUAUCAAGUUGGAUGAACGAUCAUCUGUGUCCCGAACAUGACCCUAGCUCCACACAUGACAUCUUUGUGAGAGGAACCAGAAUCUUCUCUUCUCACAUUUACAAGGGCGAGACUUCAAUGAGUAUCUGAACACAUGGAAGAAGGUUUAAUGCUAAUCUAAGGAUUUGGAAGGUUUCAUGAUUAUAUAAAGAUACAGAUGAAAGUUUCAUGAGAAUCUUAGAGUAUGUAUGGUUUCAUGAGAAUCUAAGAGUAUGUUUGGUUUCAUGAGAAUCUAAAAGUAUGUAUGGUUUCAUGAGAAUCUAAAGAUCUAGACAGAUGAAUCUUUCAUGAGAAUCUAAGGGAAUGGGGGGUUUUACAAAUAUCUAAAGAUCUGGACAGAUGAAUCUUUCAUGAGAAUCUAAGGGAAUGGGUGGUUUUACAAAUAACUAAAGAUCUAGGCAGAUGAAUGUUUCAUGAGAAUCUAAGGGUAUGUAUGAUUUCAUGAGAAUCUAAAGGUAAGGGUGGUUUCACGAAUGACUCAAGAUCUCGACAGAUGAAUGUUUCAUGAGAAUCUAAGGGUAAGGGUGGUUUCACGAAUAACUAAAGAUCUAGACAGAUGAAUGUUUCAUGAGAAUCUAAGGGUAAGGGUGGUUUCACGAAUAACUAAAGAUCUAGACAGAUGAAUGUUUCAUGAGAAUCUAAGGGUAAGGGUGGUUUCACGAAUGACUCAAGAUCUAGACAGAUGAAUAUUUCAUGAGAAUCUAAGGGUAAGGGUGGUUUCACGAAUAACUAAAGAUCUCGACAGAUGAAUGUUUCAUGAGAAUCUAAGGGUAAGGGUGGUUUCACGAAUAACAAAAGAUCUAGACAGAUGAAUGUUUCAUGAGAAUCUAAGGGUAAGGGUGGUUUCACGAAUAACUAAAGAUCUCGACAGAUGAAUAUUUCAUGAGAAUCUAAGGGUAAGAUUGGUUUUACAAAUAACAAAAGAUCUAGACAGAUGAAUGUUUCAUGAGAAUCUAAGGGCAAGGGUGGUUUCACGAAUGACAAAGAAUACAGAUUAAGGUUUCAUGAAAAUCAAAAUCAUGUUGAUGGUUCUAUGAGUCAGGAUGCAGAUGAAGUUAAAGGAAGUAUGCCAUGGUAAAUGAAUUUUGCUGCUCUGCUAGCAUCUCCUUGAAACCAGUAACGAUGGACUGUGUGUGAAGAUCAUGCAGCUGGUUAAAAUAUGUCAUCUCAAGAUAAAUAGUACAUUCCUUUUGAAACUGUGAUGAAAUUUACAAUGAUUUUAUGAUUGCCCGAUGCCACCCUAAAAAAUUGAAACAUAUGAUAUUGUAAUAUUGAUAUGAAAAAUGUAACUGUGGUUGUGUCGGAUUAUGAAUGUGAUAUCUCAGGAUCAGUCCAUGACAUUCCUGUUGAGUAUUGUUGAUGGAUGAGUUUAUGAUGUCUACACUAUAUUGCUCAAGAUGCAAACUCAGGCUUCCAGAAUGGCAACUUGCAUGUAUUUUUAUGAGAAUAUUUCUCAUCAUGGCAAGCUCCUUGUUCUCACAUUGUCACAUUGCCAAGACAUAAGCUUCCAGCAAAAGUAACUUGCAUGUUAUUUUAUGAAAAAUAUUUCUCAUUAUGUUACGCACAUGUUUUUACUUUGCCAAGAGACAGGCUUCUGGCAAAGGUAACUUGCUUGUCAUUUAAUUACAACAUAUUAGACAUUAAAGUUACAGGUAAUGGUUCCAACUUAAUUAACUAGAUAUAUCACUUUUGACGAUAGAAAGUUAGUAUCCUGAGAAAAUGAAAUUUCCUAUGCUUAACAUUAUUGGACCAGCUUCGGGUUUACAGUCAAUAUAUUUGAUAAGAUGAUGUGUUAACAGAUCCCUUUCUUCAAAUGCAAGGUGUCACUGCAGUGAUGUUGGUUCGAAAGAAAAAUACACAUACAUUGUACUGUAAGCAUGGCAAAACUAUGUAUUUUUCUUCAUGGGUUAGGGGGCAUGGGUGGCCUAGUCGUCUAAGGUGCCGCGAUUUGCUGUGCAGAGUUGCGUCUCUUGGCUACGCCAGAAACCUAUGAUUGUGGGUUUGAAUCCCGGUUCGCCCCGCUUAUGUUUCUAGG